UAAACAGAUGGCACAGCAGAGGGCGGGUGAGCGACUCCAAACAGAGCCAGGAGUGAAAGAAGCAGCCAAGAAGGUAGCAGGGGAGAAAAAUAGAGACAUGUAGACUGUUGACCCCCAGGGAGAUGAGGCCAGCAAGGUAGGGAGCCGGGAGAGGAGCAGGACAGGGAGGAGCUCAGAGCUGGAGGAGCCGAGAGGUGCUUCACAGCCCAGGCAGACAGCACCGUGCGUCCUCUGCAGGUGUCUCCUGAACCCCGUUGUCCGGAUGUGACGCUGACCCAUGCUUUAGCCUUGAACCUCUAAACGAUACCGCUUUCUUCAUGGCUUUGACACCAUACCUAUGUGUCUGCAUACCCUUCAGACUUCCCCCAGGAGCCCUAGAAUCACCUCAAGUCUGCUGGGACAUCCGACAGGUACCCCUGCCUUCACAGUUCCCGUGUGGCUUCCCGAGCUCUGGAAAUGACUUCCUGUGUAGUCCACAGUGUCUCAGAGUCUCACUAUGCAGUUCAUGGUGACCUGGAACUGACUGUGUAGCCCGGGCUGGCCUUGAUGUGUUUGUCUCAGGCUCCCAAGUGCCGGCAUUAGAGGUGUGGGCCAGCGACCCUUGCUAGGACCAUCUUCUGAAUCUCCUGUUACACAAGGAAGAAGCUUGGAAGAGGAGAAAGGAAAGAAAAGGAGUCGAAAAUGGCUGUUACUCAGGGUCUGUUGACAUUCAAGGAUGUGGCCAUAGAGUUUACCCAGGAGGAGUGGAAAGACCUGGACGCUGCUCAGAGGACUUUGUACAGGGACGUGAUGCUGGAGAACUAUGGGAACCUGGUCUCCCUGGGAAUCCAUCCUUUCGACCUGAGUGUUCUCUUCACGUUGGAGCAAGGGGCAGAGCCCUGGAGUGUCUGUGGCCCAGUGAAAGCAUCGACAAACUCACAUGGCUGGGAAUGUGUCAGAGGUGUGACCACAGAUACUUCUCUUCAAUGUACCAUCAAAGAAUUUCCACCAAAAAGGAAAAGUGAUACAGGAGAAAUGUUUCAGACGGUCACGUUGGAAAGGCAUAAAACCCGUCACAUUGAAGAACUGUGCUUCAACAAAAUCCAGAAAAAUAUACAUGACUUUAAGACUCAUUGGAGAGAGGAUAAGAGACUUGACACAGGAUUGUAUGGGACAUACAAGGAAAAUCUCACUGAUACAAGACAUGAAUAUCGUAGAAGGGCUACAGAGAAGGAACAUAUUAAAAAUUGGCUUAAGGUAAGCUUUCCAUCAUAUCUGCCUGAACAACAGCUGUUUGAAACAGAAAGGAACAUCAGUGAGUGGAGUUGCACCAAACAGUCUAUUGGCAGUGAUCCCUCAGUUUCACCCCACCAAACAGAUCCUUCUAGUGUCAAAACAAACAUUUUUCAUGAAUAUGAAAAUGACUUUCUUGAUUCUUUAUUUUUCACACAAGAAUCGGUGAUGCCCAUUGGUACAAAACCUUACAAAUGGAAUGAGUGUGGCAAAUCUUUUAAUCAAGGCUCAUGCUUUACUAUGCAUCAAACAGUCCAUGCUGGAGAGAAACAAUUUCUAUGUGAUGUAUGUGGCAAGGUCUUUAAUCAGAUAUCACACCUGGUAAGUCACUGGAGAAUGCACACUGGAGAGAAACAUUUCAUAUGUAAUGAAUAUGACCAGGUCUUUACUCCAAAUUCACACGUAGCAAAUCAUCAGGGAAUCCAUUCGGGAGAGAAACCUUUCCAGUGCAAUAAAUGUGGCAAGGUCUUUAGUCACAGUCGCUACCUUGCACAACAUCUGAUCAUUCAUACUGGAGAAAAAUCUUAUAAAUGUAAUGAAUGUGACAGGGUCUUUACUCGUAAGUCACACCUAGCAAAUCAUCAGGGAAUCCAUUCUGGAGAGAAACCUUUCCAAUGCAAUAAAUGUGACAAGGUCUUUAGUCACAGUCGUUACCUUACACAACAUCUGAUCAUUCAUACUGGAGAAAAAUCUUAUAAAUGUAAUGAAUGUGACAGGGUCUUUAGUCACAGGUCAUACCUGGCAAAUCAUCAGAGAAUCCAUACUGGAGAAAAACCUUACGAAUGUACUCAAUGUGGUAAACUGUUCAGUCACAGGACAUCCCUAGCAAGGCAUCAAAGAGUCCACACUGGAGAGAAACCUUACGAAUGUAAUCAGUGUGGUAAAGUGUUCAGUUGUAACUCACACCUUGCAGAACAUCAGAUAAUUCACACUGGACAGAAACCUUUCAAAUGUAGUGAGUGUGGCAAAGUGUUCAGUCGUAGUUCCCACCUUGCACGUCAUCAUCGCAUUCAUACUGGAGAGAAGCCUUAUAAGUGUAAUGAGUGUGGAAAGGUCUUUAAUCAGAAUUCAUACCUUAUAUGUCAUCGAAGAAUUCAUACUGGAGAGAAACCUUACAAGUGUAAUGAAUGUAGCAAAGUGUUCAGUCUGAACUCCUCUCUGGCACGGCAUUGGAGAACUCAUACUAAAGAGAGAGCUUACAAAUGUAAUGAAUGUGGCAAAGUCUUCAAUCAGAUAACACACCUUGCCAAUCAUUGUGCAAUUCACAGCGGCGAGAAGCCAUACAAAUGCAGUGAAUGUGGAAAAGUAUUCCAUCAAAUUUCACACCUUGACCAACAUCAGACAAUUCACACUGGAGACAAACCUUUCAAAUGUAAUGAAUGUGGCAAGAUAUUUAGUCGAAAUUGCUACCUUGCACAACAUCGGCGAAUUCAUACUGGAGAAAAACCUUUCAGAUGUAAUGAAUGUGGCAAGGUCUUCAGUCACAAGUCAUACCUGGCAAAGCACCAGAGAAUCCACACUGGAGAGAAACCUUACAAAUGUAAUCAUUGUGAGAAGGUAUUUGAUGAAAUUUCACACCUUGCCCAACAUCAAACAAUUCACAGUGGAGAGAAACCUUUCAGAUGUAAUGAAUGCGGCAAGGUCUUUAGUCACAAUUGCUACCUUACACGACAUCUACUAAUUCAUACUGGAGAAAAACCUUUCAAAUGUGAUGAGUGUGGUAAGGUCUUCAGGCACAAGUCGUACCUAGUAAGUCAUCAGAGAAUCCAUACUGGAGAGAAACCGUACAAGUGCAAUGAAUGUGCCAAUGUUUUCAGGUACCGGUCAUCCUUAGCAAAGCAUCAAAGUAUCCAUACUGGAGAGAAACUUUAAAAAUGUAAUGAAUGUGUUAAGAUCUUCACUCAAAUUUGAUUCCUUGUACACCACAGCACUGAAUGGGGAUAAAAAUCUUUUAACAAAUUCAGUGAGUGUAGCAAAGCUGUUAGUGUGUGUUUAAGCCUAACUAAGCAUGUAAUCCAUACUGGAAAAAUAACGCAAGGUCUUCUGUGACAAUUUCUAACUUGAGAUUCAUUGGAGAUUUGGUCCUGGAGACAGCUGAGAAAUGCAGCCAAAAUCUUCAGUCAUUUUUGAGCCUUAGAAAACACUGGAAAGUUCUGGCUGGGAAGAUAAUUUUCCUGUGUAGGAGGGCAAACCUUUGAUCUACUAACCAUAAGCUAAUCCACAGUGGAGAGAAACCUUACCAAUGUACUGGGUAAAACUAUGCCUUCAGGUGAAAAUCCAGUGUUACUAUGCACCAAAAAAUUCAAACUGGAAAGGAAUCUCACAAAUGGAGUGAGAGUAGCAAAUCUUUUAGGAUGUGUACUAAAUCCUUAGUACACAUCAGAAAAUGUACCCUCAACUAAAACUUUAGAAAAAUGUUACAUGUUUGGGAAAUCUGCCUUCAGACUCACUUCAGUACACAUCAGAUAACUCAUACUGCAGUAAAACUAUACAAAUGUGAUGAAUAUGGGUAUUCAUGUAAGUCUGCAUCUGUCCUGACUGCCCCAGUUCCCAGCCUCCUUGCCAGCAGAAGCACUGCUCUGCAGGGAACUCAGCUCAGCUCCUGAGGCUGUUAUCCACAAGCACAGGAAAGGAGAUAAGAUAGAGCAAGGAGUUUUGCAGGUCCUAGGGACAACUAGAGACACCAGAAAAUUCACAUGGGACACUUCAGAGGACUCUGCCCACUGAGAUGCAAGACUGCUAGAAAACUUUAACCAGAGAUGUUCAUUGGGACUUUCCUGUCCAAUGUGCCCUGCCUUUUCUCCAUCCCUAUGAAAGGGAUACACUUCUCUUUGUUUGGGGCAGAAGGUCUCAUCAUGCGCUCUGCCUGAACCCGGGCACAAUAAAUUCCAUGCCAUGUUGCUUUUGCACAAGCCUGGUGGUCUCUGCUGCUCAUGUUACAUUUUGGAGCCAAGACCCGGAAGGGAGACAAGCUCCUUUUGAAAGGCUUAAACCUCUCUUGAUCCUCUAUCCAAGCUAAGGCCACCUGGCAACAUCCUCAGAUCAAUUCCUACAGCUCUUGCUGCUGCUUCCAUGCCAGAUCUCACUGGGCAUUUCAGGUUGGGUACGCCCCCUGCCACCACAACGAUCUAAACCCAGGCAGCUCCCCAGUUCUCACCAUGCUGACUGCUCCAGAUUGGGUUAGCUUGCUCCCCUCUGGACUUUUAACACUCUGUACCUUUAAGGCCCCUGACCGCCUCCCCACUGUUGUACUGGCAGCGCUUUCAGCUCCCAGAGCUGUCACUUUUGGCUCUGAGGGUUUUUCUCUCUGAAACUUAACCCCAUCUCUGCUGAAACUCCCUCUUUGCAGUUGAGUGCUUUGAAAUUCUGUGUCUUACCUCUUGGGAAAAACUUCCUUCUCCUUCCAAGCCUGGGUAACCUGGCAAUACCCACACGUGGUCCUUCCCUGGGGAGACUGGCUCCCCUUGUCUGUUGACCAGUAGCUGUGACAGCUGCCUUGGGAUUUUCACCCACUCUCCUUUAUGGCCUUGGCUUUAACUGAAGACAUUCAGUAUAGGCCCUGCAGCCACUUGUUUUGCCUCACCUGGUGUGACAGUUACCUUUCUCUGCUCCCAGUGGGAAAUUUUCCUGCCUUGUUCUCCCACACUUCUCUGUACUCAACUAGAAAACUGUCCAUCUCUCCCUGCCUCUGCUGGCCUGCCUUCUGCAGAUUCUCAGACUUCUCCCUCCUGAUCUGAAGCCCAAAUGGCUCUCAGUGAGCAGAACACAGUGCUUUUAAGUUUUCCAUAACAAAUAACAAGAGAUACGAGUUUAUUUUUGUUUCCUAAUUGCUAAAUUAUGUUAGGUAAUCAUGUUCAUGUUUGCCAUUGUUUGUGCCAUUUAUAAAUCAUUUUAUGGUGUUUCUUUAAAGGAUGUUUUGUUCUUGUGAACAAGGUCUUACAUUUGUUGUAUAUAUAUAUAUUACAUUUAAACUUGAUUAAAGCACUUGACUUGUAA
Messenger RNA from Chinchilla lanigera (long-tailed chinchilla), 5268 nucleotides. Its product is annotated as zinc finger protein 83-like. The record is from RefSeq and is a predicted model, not a curated record. Gene Ontology annotation, molecular function: RNA polymerase II cis-regulatory region sequence-specific DNA binding; DNA-binding transcription factor activity. Gene Ontology annotation, biological process: regulation of transcription by RNA polymerase II. Lineage: Eukaryota; Metazoa; Chordata; Mammalia; Rodentia; Chinchillidae.